Messenger RNA from Magallana angulata, 2772 nucleotides. Its product is annotated as ankyrin repeat and KH domain-containing protein mask-like. Lineage: Eukaryota; Metazoa; Mollusca; Bivalvia; Ostreida; Ostreidae. Gene Ontology annotation, molecular function: protein binding. The record is from RefSeq and is a predicted model, not a curated record. The coding region runs from base 244 to 2256 and encodes 670 amino acids. The transcript has 10 exons.
CUGUCAAUUAUUUUCAAGAACUAAGUCUUGUCAGCAGCGAUGGUUUGUGCUGAGGUCCAAACACUCUUUCACUUUUGGUUUGUCUGAGUAACUGCAUAGGAGAGUUGAUUAAAAUCAACUCCCAAAAAUUAUGAUGAAACAUUCAUUACCUACAGCGCAGUUUAAAACUCUCAUGGCCAUGCACAUACGGAAAUAAAUAUAGAUAACAAAUUUACAGCGGACAUAACAGAUAUCUUAGAGGACAUGGAUUGUAGUGUAUAUUACAUCACUAUUUGCCUGGUAAUUUUAUCCACACUGACUUCGUCGAUGUCCGAGUAUGCAUUCCAAAUAUUUUCAGUUAAACAUUGUCCUACUAGCAGAGAAGGUUGGGGAAUGGCAUCCUCUCGAUUAGGAUGUAACGGUACACAUGGAUAUCACUGCGUUCCAAAUAAACAUCUGACUUCUCUCAUCGAGUUUUGUUACCCAAGGGGUGCCAAUAUCCUGUUUCAGAAAGGGAAUUGCCUUGAAUUAGCUGCUGAUGGAAUUCUUAAUCAUGUUUCCUGCAACAAAACGUUUGAGUUCGGGUGUCCAGACAAAUUUUAUUUAAGCAACGAAAUAUAUAAAUAUCCAAGUUGCCUUGCAAUUAAUACAACGCUGAAGUGUUUUUAUGCCGACUUCAAUUGCAUUUACUCCAAAUCUAUGAUAAACCAAACCAGAUAUAUAUUAAAACAAACUAGAGUUAUGAUAAACGAAACAUACGAAGAAAGCCUUAUUUGUGGAAUGAAAAAUAGCCUCAGCUCGAGCAAUGUUACAGCUAUUGUGAUGGCUGUGAUAUUUGGUAUACUUUCUUUGAUACUGGCCGUUUUGCUAGUGGUAUUCAUCAAGAGAAGAAACAUUACAAUCAAAAGAAAAAAAGGCUUACAAGAUUUGGAAAACGGUGAAAGCCAUCCUCUUCAAGAAGUGAGAUUUGAACAAUCGGAGAUGACUAUUGAACCAAACGAAGAAAGAAAUGCAGGAGAAAGCCAUCCUCUUCAAGAAAUGAAUUCUGAACACAUGGAAAUAUCUACUGUGUCAAACAAAGAAAGAGAUGACAUUGUAUUGCCUCCGCAGCAUAUCAGCCAACUUCAAAACUCGCAUCAAUUACGAACAUCUAUAGUUACAGGUGAUUUUCCAACGUUUCAAUAUUUGAUACAUAAAUUCGAUAAGCAUUCACUUGAAGAAGUUGAUUCCAAUGGGUUCAAUUGUUUACAUUCCGCUGCAAAAGGCGGUAAUUUGAGCAUUUUCAAAAGGAUAUGCAAUAUGGGAGUUUCUGUUGAGAAGAAUACAAACGAGGGAUCAAAUAUCUUGCACAUUGCGGCACACCACGGAUGUUACCCAAUUUGUGAAUAUAUUUUAGAAAAUCAUGCAUCUUUGUUUUCUCUAAAAGACAACCUUGGUAUGAAUCCUGCACACUAUGCAGCAAAUGCUGGUCAAUAUCAUAUUCUUGAUCUCAUGUUGAAACAAGGUUGUGAUUUAUUUGCCGAAGAUGAGAAAAAUAACGAAAAUAUAGUUCAUUUGGCGUGCAUAGGAGGAAGCUUGGAAGUGUGCCGAUUUGUAAAGGCUAACAAAAAUCUGGAGAAACUACUGCAUGCUAAAAACGGCGGAGGUUGGAAUUCUAUUCAGUAUGCGACAAAAAAUGGACAUCUUGAUAUAGUGAAAUUUCUUCUCGAAAAUGGCGUUGAUGUAAAAAACAAAUCCAAAAAAAUCGGCAAAAAUUGUCUCCACACAGCAUGUGAGUUUGGCAAGUAUAAAAUAUGCGAAUAUAUCAUGAGUAACGCACCAAACCUUAUAACCGAUACCGACUCUAACGGACAACACGUGGGACAUUAUGCAGCAAAGAAUGGACAUACUGAUAUACUACAGCUGUUGAUAAACACCAAUAAAAAUGCCAUACAAAAAGCAUCUCAUGACAGAAUAAAUAUCCUCCAUGUCGCAUGCGAAAAUGCACAUUAUGAUAUGGUUGUGAAAAUUGCCAAAGUGUAUCCGUUUAUGGUAAAGGAAAUUACAGAGAAAGGUUGGAAUGCAGCAUUUUUCAUCACCAAUAAAGCUGAUGCAGAAGAAGAAAGAAUCAAGAUAUUGAAGCAUCUCCUUCUUCACGGCCUUGAUGUAUACAAUGUAUCAAAGUCUGGAAAGACUGUUCUCGUGAAUGCACGAAAAAACAACUUAAAAGAUAUUGAACACUACUUAUGUGAACAGUUUCCAAAGUUAAUAGUUUUAAAAAAACCCAUUUCCUAUUAGUAAGGAUUUGUUUGAAUGUAUUCUAACAUGUUCCUUACUAUUACAAUUUAUAUCUUUAAUUUUGAAUGCAAUAUAUCCCAUGUAGACUGGUUAUUUUUAGUUUAGUUAAUUUAAUAUUGAACAUUGGAUUUUGACGUCUCCAUUGUCUGAAUUCCAACAAAUAUAUGACGAGGGAUUUUUAACUACUCCAUUAGCAAUAUGAUGUAGUUUGUUUUGUUAAAGGAACUUAUUCACGAUUUGAACAUACAUUUUUAAAAUUUUAUUUUUCCACUUUUGACGUCUGUAAUGUUGAUGCAUGUAUGAGUGUUGUCAAUGCUUUGUCGGUUUGUCUAAUUGUCAAACAUCGAGUUACAAGCUAGAUACAAAGUUUGAAACUCUUUGUUUUGUAAACAAAACCAGAGUUUUGUUAUUGUUUACAAAUGUGUUGUAUUGGUGUAUGUUUCAAUCAACUGUUGCUUUCUUUUGUUGAUAAUCAUAGGUAUUUAUGAACGUAUUGAAUCAGUUUAUCUUGUUUGC